This is a messenger RNA of Diutina rugosa, 555 nucleotides long. RefSeq lists its product as uncharacterized. NCBI's taxonomy places the organism in Eukaryota, Fungi, Ascomycota, Pichiomycetes, Serinales, Debaryomycetaceae. Gene Ontology annotation, biological process: RNA processing. The transcript has a single exon. The record is from RefSeq and is a predicted model, not a curated record. The coding region runs from base 1 to 555 and encodes 184 amino acids.
AUGAGUCGACCAUAUAGUCUUACUGAUGAUAUACGGAAACAAGAACGACAGCGGCAGCUGAAAAUCCAGCAACGGCAAAAGAGACAGCUACAGAAUGAGAGGGCGUUGAAGGCUGAUCCUGUAAAGUUAUAUCACCAAAUACAGCGAUGGCAGACAACCCCGCCCGUGAGUGAUAAGGAUAAAGCCAGGUAUACUCAAGUGAAAGAGACUUGGGACUAUAUCAUCAAGCAUGGGUUGCACAAGGAGAAGAUGGCUCCGUUGGUGCGUAACCUCGAAAAGUCAACGACAUUGCGGGGUAAUAAACUGAUCUACUAUAACCCGGAACUCAACCCAUUAGGGAAAGUACCGUCAUACUACCCAAAUAUUGCUACAAACGACAAAUUCAAACGGAAUCCACCGAGUCGAGACCCAUUGAUUGACCAACUAAAAAUUGAGCCUCCCCUUGAUCCCCAACCAAAAUAUUAUUCUAAGGUUUAUAACGUCGACACUGGUGUGAAAUCGCUCGCAGGUGAAGAGGAAAUUAAGGUUACAAAACGUCGAAAAUUGAUCAAUUAA